CCCUUUUUUUUUUUUCUUCCUGCAAUUCCUUAAUUCACUCUUAAGGAGCCGCCAGAGGAGAGAUCUGUGGACGAGGCAGGGUUAAGCUGGAUCCAGGAUGAUGCUGAGAGGGCACAUUGCGAUGUUGAUGCUGGUUUCCUUGUGCUGUACCGCUCAAGAAGGUAGAGGAGGCUACGGGAUGAAUAUGUUCUCCAUCCAGACAUCGCAGCCGGACCCUUGCUAUGACGAGAACGGGAACCCGAGGAGGUGUAUCCCAGACUUUGUUAACUCCGCUUUCGGGAAGGAAGUUAAGGUGUCCAGUAUCUGCGGCAAGAACCCUUCGAGAUAUUGCGUGGUCACGGAGAAAGGCGAAGAGAAGUUUCGGAACUGUCACAUAUGCAACGCCUCCGACCCCAAAAAAGCUCACCCGCCGUCCUUUUUAACUGACCUCAACAAUCCUCACAAUUUGACCUGCUGGCAGUCGGAGAACUACAUCCAGUACCCUCAAAACGUCACCCUCACGCUUUCCCUAGGGAAGAAGUUUGAGGUGACUUACGUGAGCUUGCAGUUCUGCUCUCCCCGUCCGGAAUCCAUGGCCAUCUUCAAGUCGAUGGACUAUGGAAAGUCCUGGGUUCCAUUUCAGUUCUACUCCACCCAGUGCAGAAAGAUGUACAACAAACCCAACAAAGCGGUGAUCACCAAGCAGAACGAGCAGGAGGCUAUUUGCACGGACUCUCACACCGACAUGCACCCGCUGUCCGGUGGCCUGAUCGCCUUCAGCACCUUGGACGGCCGACCGUCCGCCCAUGAUUUCGACAACUCCCCGGUGCUCCAAGACUGGGUGACCGCCACAGACAUCAAGGUGGUCUUUAGCCGCCUCCAUACCUUUGGAGACGAGAACGAAGACGACUCGGAGCUGGCCAGGGACUCCUAUUUCUAUGCCGUCUCUGACCUCCAGGUUGGCGGCCGGUGCAAGUGCAACGGGCACGCGUCUAGGUGCGUCAAGGACAGGGACGACAACCUGGUGUGUGACUGCAAGCACAACACAGCCGGGCCUGAGUGCGACCGCUGCAAACCUUUCCACUAUGACAGACCUUGGCAGAGGGCGACCGCAAGGGAAGCCAACGAGUGCGUGGCUUGCAACUGUAACCUGCAUGCCCGCCGCUGUCGCUUCAACAUGGAGCUCUUCAAGCUGUCCGGCCGCCGGAGUGGAGGGGUCUGCCUGAACUGCCGCCACAACACCGCCGGCCGCCACUGCCACUACUGCAAGGAGGGAUACUACCGAGACAUGACCAAACCCAUCACCCACAGGAAGGCCUGCAAAGCCUGCGACUGCCAUCCUGUUGGUGCGGCCGGCAAAACCUGUAAUCAGACCACGGGCCAGUGUCCCUGCAAAGAUGGCGUGACUGGCAUAACGUGCAAUCGAUGUGCCAAGGGCUACCAACAAAGCCGCUCGCCCAUUGCCCCCUGCAUAAAAAUCCCUGUAGCUCCUCCCACUACGGCAGCGAGCAGCACUGAAGAACCAUCAGACUGCGAGACGUACUGCAAGGCAUCGAAAGGGAAGCUGAAGAUCAACAUGAAAAAGUACUGCAAGAAAGAUUACGCGGUCCAGAUCCACAUCCUCAAGGCCGACAAAGCGGGAGACUGGUGGAAGUUCACGGUCAACGUGAUCUCCGUGUACAAGCAAGGAAGCAACCGGAUCCGCCGCGGGGACCAGAGCCUGUGGAUCCGUUCCAAGGACAUCGCUUGCAAGUGCCCGAAACUCAAACCCAUGAAAAAAUACCUGCUGCUGGGCAAUGACGAGGACUCGCCCGACCAGAACGGGGUGGUGGCCGACAAGACCAGCCUGGUCAUACAGUGGAGGGACACGUGGGCCAGGCGGCUGAGGAAGUUCCAACAGCGAGAAAAGAAAGGGAAGUGUAAGAAAGCCUAGGAGAGGAGACCGCCCCGGUGGGCCCUCGGAGGAGGAGGACCAGAGUGCUGUAGAAGACACAGAGAGGACCGUUAAUUGCUGCUUGCUGUAGAGUCUGGAGCAGAUAGGAUU
Nanorana parkeri is the source of this 2023-nucleotide messenger RNA. It is a transcript of the gene NTN1, whose product is annotated as netrin 1. The record is from RefSeq and is a predicted model, not a curated record. The coding region runs from base 98 to 1912 and encodes 604 amino acids. NCBI's taxonomy places the organism in Eukaryota, Metazoa, Chordata, Amphibia, Anura, Dicroglossidae. The transcript has 7 exons. Gene Ontology annotation, molecular function: protein binding.